Molecule: messenger RNA, 594 nt
Organism: Gryllus bimaculatus (two-spotted cricket)
Lineage: Eukaryota; Metazoa; Arthropoda; Insecta; Orthoptera; Gryllidae
Source: the annotation of a GenBank genome assembly
GGGGACGGCCGCGACGAGCCCGGCGACUUCAUCGAGACCAACUGCCACUGGCGCGAAUGCGGCCUCGAGUUCCCCACGCAGGACGACCUCGUCAAGCACAUCAACCAGGACCACAUCCACGCCAACAAGAAGAGCUUCGUGUGCCGCUGGGAGCACUGCUCCAGGGACGAGAAGCCCUUCAAGGCGCAGUACAUGCUGGUGGUGCACAUGCGACGCCACACCGGCGAGAAGCCCCAUAAGUGCACGUUCGAGGGCUGCUACAAGGCGUACUCGCGGCUGGAGAACCUCAAGACGCAUCUGCGCUCGCACACGGGCGAGAAGCCUUACAUGUGCGAGUACCCGGGCUGCAGCAAGGCCUUCAGCAACGCCUCCGACCGCGCCAAGCACCAGAACCGAACGCACUCCAGCGAGAAACCCUACGUGUGCAAAGCGCCCGGCUGCACGAAGCGCUACACGGACCCCAGCUCCCUGCGCAAGCACGUGAAGACCGUCCACGGCGACGACUUCUACAUGAGCAAGAAGCACAAGGGCGGCGGCGGCGGCGACAGCCCGGAGGACGGCGGCGCGGGCGGGGGCGGGCUGGGCGCGCUGGGC